Messenger RNA from Acaulospora colombiana, 1067 nucleotides. The record is from the annotation of a GenBank genome assembly. Lineage: Eukaryota; Fungi; Glomeromycota; Glomeromycetes; Diversisporales; Acaulosporaceae.
GUCGAUUGGCUCCCAGAGAAAAAUAUCAGAUGUCGACCGGUACCGCCGAUUCGCAGGCCCUAUUCUCUUUUGAAGUGCUGCCGGCUUCGGAUUCUGCCGAGCCCAGUGUUUCGAGUGUCACCAACGACCUAAACAUCUUAAUAAAAAACAAAUGGAUUACUGCCGUUUCCCAAAACAAUUACUCCUUGAUGUUGGAUGAAACCUAUGGGUUCCGGGAGACAGAGCUUCCAUGGGAAACAUACAAACUGCAAUUAAUCGCUGCCGGGGCAAUUUUGGCGAUUCUGAUAUUAAUAUUUGUACAAGUGCAAAUAAAAUAUUACGACGUCGCAAAAUUGGAAAUUCUGAACGCGCCAUUCUCUCUGAAAGCCGAAUAUCUGAUAUUCUGGUCUACCAUUUCUAUACUUUUCAUCGAAGACAUACCACAACUUACAAUUCAGAUAUUAUACCUGACUUUGGCGAUUGAAUACGACAUAGUCUCACUGUUAACCUUGGCAUCGUGCAUCAUAACAAUAUUACAAACUAUGCUGAUGGCAUUGUAUAGAACGAUCCGAAGCAGAAAGCAAAUAUGCAUAAUAGAAAAACUCGGGGAAGACGAGAAAAGUUUGGACACCAGGUCGCAUCCGUCCGAUGAAUCUACGCAGACCGCGUCUAAUUCAAAGCUAGGAAAAACAAGUAUUAACAAAUUUGGUCACGCGAUGAUGACUGUCGAAUGCGAAUCGGACACGUACGUGCCGGAACACAUGUCACAAUCGGAUGGAACGACGUCAAGACUCCUGAGGAGGGGUGGGUCGUGCAACGAUUUUUUAUAUCACCCGUGUGAGGUGCAGGGAAUGAUCAUACAACCGAGGCCAAAAAGUUGGGAUGACAUUGUGAGGAAUAAUGGAGAGUUUGAGGACGACGAGACGGUAGUUAUCAAAGAAAAUGAGAGCAUAAAGAAAGUUUCUGUGAUCGAGAACAAUGAGGGUGCGCACAAUGAACAAACGGGCAUUGUUAUUACUGUUGGAAGCUAUGGCGAUGCUGUAAUACCGGAAAUAAGUGAAAACGAGAAUCCAAAGUUAGAUACCUAA